GACAAAACCCGGUGUUUUUCACCACUCGGCAGAUCUGCGAGUUUGACUGAUCAGCUGUUUCAGUCUGCUACACUGUACCGGUGCCGGUUUCAUUUGCCGAAUAUAUAAUCCGCCUGUCACCAAUUCAUCGUGUGUUUGACAGGUCGUUAUGGAUAAGGACAAUCGAAAGCGUCUCAUUGAGUCUGUUUUGGGCCCCGAUGACGGCUGCAGGACUCCAGAGAAGAGGGUGUCGGUGCUUCACCAGCCGGAUUUCGACUACAUGCAUUGGGAUGUUGAGCGAACCUGUCGGUACCUGCGAGAAACAGGACUCGGACAAUGGGAGGACACAUUUAGAGCACAAAAGAUCACAGGCAUUGGGCUGCGGUACCUCAAGGAUGCAAAUCUGGAGAAGAUUGGCAUAAAGUGUCUUGGUGACCGCAUGCAGAUCUUACACAGCCUCAGGAAAUUGUGGUUAAUAGAAACUGAGCCAAACAAGGUGUUCAAUGAUCCGAUCCACGGACAUGUUGAGUUACACCCUGUCCUCAUCAAAAUCAUUGACACACCUCAGUUCCAGAGACUGCGAUACCUCAAACAGCUUGGAGGGACGUACUUUGUUUUCCCUGGAGCUUCCCACAACCGUUUUGAACAUAGCCUUGGGGUUGGUUAUUUGGCUGGACAACUUGUUCAAGCUCUGAAUGAGAGGCAGCCAGAACUCCUCAUCUCUCGCAGAGAUAUCCUUUGCGUGCAGAUCGCUGGACUCUGCCACGACCUUGGACAUGGACCCUUUUCUCACAUGUUCGAUAACAUGUUUAUCCCUAAAGCCCGGCCAGGACUUUCACCCCGCUGGAAGCACGAAACUGGCUCCCUGGGCAUGUUUGACUAUCUGGUGGAAGACAAUAAGCUGAAGCCUGUAUUGGAGGAGUUCGGCCUGGUGCUGCCCCAGGACCUGGACUUUAUUAAGGAGCAGAUCGCUGGACCACUCACCACUCCAGAAGGCGAGGAGUGGCCGUACAAAGGUCGUCCUGCGGAAAAGUCCUUCCUCUAUGAAAUCGUGGCCAACAAGAAGAAUGGCAUCGAUGUGGAUAAGUGGGACUACUUUGCCAGGGACUGCUAUCACUUGGGCAUCCAGAACAACUUUGACUAUCGGCGCUACCUAAAAUUUGCACGGGUGUGUGAGUGGGACGGACAAAAGCACAUCUGCACUAGAGACAAGGAGGUGGGAAAUCUGUAUGACAUGUUCCACACAAGGAACUGUCUGCACAGAAGAGCCUACCAGCACAAAGUGAGCAACAUCAUAGAAACUAUGAUCACAGAAGCUUUUUUAAAAGCAGAUCCGCACAUCCAGAUCGAAGGCUCAGGAGGAAAGCUGUUCACUCUCUCCACGGCCAUAGAUGACAUGGUGGCCUACACCAAGGUGACAGAUCAUGUGUUUGAACAGAUACUCCACUCCUCCUCACCAGAGCUGGCUGAGGCUCGCCAGAUAUUGCACAAAAUCACCUGCCGUCAACUCUACAAAUGCCUCGGGGAAACGAAGCCCGAUAAAGCCAUGCCUGUCACCAAGGACAAUAUUCAGAGCUGGGAGGCGGAUUUGGCUCGAUCCAUCCCUCAGAGUGGCACCUUGGAUGUCAGUCUGCAGCCUGAGGACUUUAUCGUCGAUGUCAUUUCUAUGGACUACGGUAUGAAGGAGAAAAACCCCAUCAACAAUGUGCGCUUCUACUGCAAGAAGGACUUAAGCAAAGCUAUCCAGAUACGCAAAAACCAGGUCUCUAAACUUCUUCCGGAGCACUUUGCUGAGCAGCUGAUCAGGGUGUACUGCAAGAAGACAGAUGAUAAGAGCAUUGAUGCUGCUAAGAAGCAUUUUGUUCAGUGGUGCAUGGACAGGAACUUCUCAAAACCUCGGGAUGGAGACAUAAUAGCACCUGAGCUGACUCCCCUGAAAGCCAGCUGGUGCAACAACAACGAAGGCGAGGAAAGUGAUGAAGGCGGGUCGAAAGAAACAAACAGAGCUCCAAUGAAUGGACGCAAGCAACUUUUUAAGUAAGGGGCAGAGUUUGAGCAGCCUCUAUUUGCAUGUAGACAAAAGAUGAGUCCAAAUUAUAUUUUUCCACAAGGUGAGUAUGUUACUGAGCUUAGUUAACGUUUUUUGUUUUAUACCAAAAAAAUGCUUUAUUUAAAAGACCCAGGGACUUAUUUAUGAAAAUGUUUGUU
Cololabis saira (Pacific saury) is the source of this 2187-nucleotide messenger RNA. It is a transcript of the gene samhd1a, whose product is annotated as SAM domain and HD domain 1. Gene Ontology annotation, molecular function: protein binding; dGTPase activity. Gene Ontology annotation, cellular component: nucleus. The record is from RefSeq and is a predicted model, not a curated record. Bases 149 to 2020 code for a protein of 623 amino acids. Gene Ontology annotation, biological process: dGTP catabolic process; defense response to virus; regulation of innate immune response. NCBI's taxonomy places the organism in Eukaryota, Metazoa, Chordata, Actinopteri, Beloniformes, Belonidae. The transcript is spliced from 16 exons.